This is a messenger RNA of Ricinus communis (castor bean), 1954 nucleotides long. RefSeq lists its product as uncharacterized. The transcript is spliced from 2 exons. The record is from RefSeq and is a predicted model, not a curated record. The coding region runs from base 188 to 1567 and encodes 459 amino acids. NCBI's taxonomy places the organism in Eukaryota, Viridiplantae, Streptophyta, Magnoliopsida, Malpighiales, Euphorbiaceae.
AUUUAUAUUACAUUUAGAGGGAGAGAAAGAAUGUGUUCGGAGUUAGAAUAUAAAAUAUAUAAAUAUUUCAACAACAAACAACAACAACUACUACUGCUACUCAGAUUUCGAUUUAGAUUUUCUCGAGAAAAUUCAAAACAUUUUCCUGGAAAACAAACAAUACAAUACAGAACAGGACGAUAAUAAAAUGAUGAGAAACGUUAAUGGAGGAGCAGAUUCGAGACCUUCAAACAACGCUCUUGAUACUAUCAACGCAGCUGCUUCCGUCAUCGCUUCUGCAGAGAAUCGUGUUCCUCAAGCUACAAUUCAGAAGAGAAGAUGGGGAAGUUGCUGGAGUGUAUACUGGUGUUUUGGAUAUCACAGACACAGAAAGAGAAUUGGGCAUGCUGUUCUUGUUCCUGAAAAUUCUGCUCCAGGAAAUGAUUCUUCUGCAGCUGAAAAUCCAACAACCCAAGCACCUACCAUCACUCUUCCCUUUGUUGCACCUCCCUCAUCUCCUGCGUCUUUCCUUCAGUCAGAACCUCCAUCUGCUUCACAAUCACCAGCUGGUAUACUGUCACUCACCUCUGUAUCUGCCAGUAUGUACUCUCCAAGUGGGCCUGCCUCCAUUUUUGCUAUUGGCCCUUAUGCCCAUGAAACCCAGUUAGUCUCACCACCAGCAUUCUCAACUUUCACCACUGAACCAUCAACUGCUCCUUUUACUCCUCCUCCCGAGUCUGUACAGUUGACUACACCAUCCUCGCCAGAGGUGCCUUUUGCUCAGCUACUUGAACCCAGCAAUAGGAAUGGUGAGGCUGGUCUUCGAUUCCCAUUUUCAAACUAUGAAUUUCAGUCUUACCAGUUUUAUCCUGGAAGCCCAGUUGGCCAGCUGAUUUCACCUAGCUCAGGAAUCUCUGGAUCAGGCACAUCGUCUCCAUUCCCAGAUGGUGAGUUUGCUGCUGCUGGUCCUCGCUUUCUUGAGUUCCAAAUGGCUGUCCCUCCAAAGCUCUUGAACCUUGAUAAGCUCUCCGUCCAUGAGUGCGGUUCACGUCAGGGUUCAGGAACUUUGACUCCAGAUGCUGUAAGGGCCACAUCAUGCAGCUUUCCUCUAGAUCGUCAGUGCUCUGAUAUAGCGUCAAACAGGCAUUCUGACAAUGAAAAUAAGGAUGAUCAAGUUGCUGACCUUAGAGUCUCUUUUGAUCUAUCUGCUGAAGAUGCAUUGAGAUAUGCGGAACCAAAGCCAGCAUCCCCUGUUAAAAUCAUGCCAGAAUCUAUGAAAAAUGAAAUAGCAGCUGAAAAGGUUCAAAAGUCUAGUGAGAUACGACAUAAUUUUGAGUGUCGCGUUGGUGAAACAUCUAAUGGCAUACUGGAGCAAGCUUCAACAGGUGGGGAGAAGACACCACGACAUCAAAAGCAUCGGACCUUAACACUUGGCACGUUUAAAGAAUUCAACUUUGACAAUGCUGAUGGAGUUCCUAAGCCUAGUGCAGGUCCUGACUGGUGGGACAAUGGAAGUGAUGUCGGGAAGGAGGAUUUCACUGCCAAGAAUUGGUCUUUCUUCCCUGUGAUGCAGCCAAGUAUAGGUUAGCUAGUAUAGAAAUGCAUCUCCUGGUCCCUUCGAACAGGAUCUCCAUCAACAGCACAGAAGCACCGCACUUCUUAAAGCCAAAGUUUUAGGGUGUUGUGCGAGGAUCCAGACUGACCUUGAAUGAAGGCUGUUUUUAAGUCCUUCCUGACCUUAAAAACAGGGAUAGUAGCGAUGUUGCAUUUCUUUUCUUUGGCUUAGCUAGCACUUCUUGUAUUAUAUAUCUACUUAGGCAGAAAGAUAAACUAACAAUAUUUGUUAGAUAUUUCUUUGUUGUCGUCUUUUUCAUAUGUAGUAUAAAUGACGAAUAGAAACCUACCACACUAAUACUUUCAAUUAAGAUGGAGAUUGAUUCUAUGACGUGCUAAUGAAGAUGCAAAUUCUGCCAAA